This is a messenger RNA of Drosophila albomicans, 1397 nucleotides long. RefSeq names its product mitogen-activated protein kinase kinase kinase 7-like. The transcript has 8 exons. Lineage: Eukaryota; Metazoa; Arthropoda; Insecta; Diptera; Drosophilidae. The record is from RefSeq and is a predicted model, not a curated record. Bases 1 to 1260 code for a protein of 419 amino acids. Gene Ontology annotation, biological process: JNK cascade; positive regulation of canonical NF-kappaB signal transduction; protein phosphorylation. Gene Ontology annotation, molecular function: magnesium ion binding; ATP binding; MAP kinase kinase kinase activity.
AUGGACAGCAAAGACAUCACUGUGCAUCAUAAGGAGGUGUCCUCGCUGAAAAGGAUUGGGAGUGGUAGCUAUGGUGUUGUAUAUAAAGGAAUUUGGAGAACAAAUGCUAUUAAAAGUGUGAAGGUUGCUGUAAAAUGUUUGGAAAAAGGCAAUAAUAAAGAUUCGGAAACAAAUAUUCUUCGAGAAAUCCGCAAUCUACAAGAGCUCAAGCAUGAAAAUAUUGUCACAUUCCAUGGCGCCUAUCGCCAAAAAAACAUAUGCCUCAUUUUCGAGUACUCAGACUGUGGAUCACUCUAUGAUUACUUGCAAAAAAAAAUCGUAAGAGUUUCAAACAUCGAAAAGCUUCACUGGAUGUUGCAAUGUGCCAAUGGCAUGGAAUAUUUGCACAGCAAAAAAACAAUUCAUCGCGAUCUUAAACCACACAAUCUGUUACUUUUCAAUAAUUAUCGCACAUUGAAAAUAUGCGAUUUUGGUACUGUAAAACAAUAUGCAACAGAAAAUACGGAACUUAUUGGGACAAUUGGUUAUAUGGCUCCAGAAGUUUGUACUGCUGAUGGUAAAUAUACGGAAAAGUGUGAUGUGUUUAGCUAUGGGAUCACUUUCUGGGAAGUAUUCGCUGAAAAGAAGCCAUUUGAUGACUUACAACAAACAAAUAUGCACCCUUUGGCCAUCCAAAACAAAAUUAUUAAUGUUUCUAGGGAAAAAAAAAAUUGUAUUUACUUGCUUUUUGAGUGUUCAACUGUAUCGAUUCACAACUUAUUUCACGAUCAAAAAUGUACCAAUAGAGAUUCCUAUCUUAAGCUAGAAUGGAUCUACCAGUGUCUCCAGGGUUUGGACUAUUUGCAUAGCAAUAAUAUAGUCCACGGUGAUCUUACAACUGAAAACCUGUUACUUUUCGAUAACUGUCGUAAUGUAAAAAUAUUCGUUAUUAAAAAAGUGGAUGAACUAUUUUAUAAUGCAAUAGUUAACAACAAAGAGUCAGUUUAUGUAGCUCCAGAAGUUCAUAGCGGAGAAAGAGAGUUCACAAAAGAGUCUGACAUUUACAGCUUUGGCAUAAUUAUGUGGGAAAUAGUGACUGCAAAGAAUCCAGUUGUCGAAUUCAAAAAUAAACAACCUUCGACUAUUAUGAAAAUUAUUAAUGAUAUUAUACACACUAGAACCUCAGAUAUCCGUAAAAUAAGAAACGCUAUUGAAGACUGCCUGAAAACUGCAGAAUACCGUCCAGAUACUAAGGAGCUGAUUAAAAUGUUAAUUUCUUAACGUAAUGCACUAGUCAAUCUGUGGAAUAUGUGAUGAAAGCUACAUUCUAUGCGACUCUGAGAUAGCCUCUAUCCAUCUUCAAUGAAAGCAAAACAGUACGAUACUAUAGUAAACAUAUUUCGAAAAAUACUAAAAUG